GUCGCAGGGCUGCAGUGUCCUGCUCUCCUGACAGGCUGUAAAUAAGAGGGGAGGUGAGGAAAGGGUAGAGCUGAGCCUGGGUGAGGAGGAGGGUGCCAAAAGCUGGUGGUCGAGAUUAUUUGGAAAGCAGCAGCUGCAUCUCCACAGCAUAGGUGCUGGCCCAGGGUUGAUUUUCUGAUGGGUCCAGGGUGAUCCUGAGCUCCACCGGGCUCAGCACUGCUGGGCUGCAGGAUGUCUACCAGCUCCUGUGCCCCUGGAGAGACAGGCCACAACACGGGCACGUUUGUGACCCAAGCCCAGCUGCACGGAGCUGCCACGGUGGGUCUUUGAACCCAUGGCAGAUGGGGUUGAUGUUUGGGUGAGCCUGGUGGUGUCUAGGUGGGCAGAGGGAGCCCCAUGUGCUCCCAUUUCAGCUGCAGCCAAAUGCUGGGGUCAAAUGAGGAGUGAGUUGUCUGGGAGCAGGGGUUGCUGCUGGGACAGCUUCCCACACGGAGAAGCCCAUGGAGCGCUUUGUCCGGUGCCGCAGCCCCACGCAGGUAAGGGCAUCACCAGCGGAGCCCAAAUCCCCCUGGACAGACGUCGGCAGCCGCAGCGGGGAUGCAGGUGGAGCCCCCUUCCUCGUCCGGCGAAAUCCCCCGGCGAGGGGCCCUGUGCUUCCCGGCCGGCGCGGGCGAGGCCGCGGCAUCCCAGCAAUGUGGCCCUGCCCCCGCCAGCGGCUCGGGCUGCACCUGCUGCUCCUGGCACUGCCGGGCAGCGCUGCCUCCCGCAGCCCCCCCUGCCCCUCUGCCCGGGGGGCCGGCGCCUCCGCAGAGGCAAACCCGGCGGGAGGAGCCCCGCAGUAGGACCCGGCGGGGUUCCCGCACCCCGGCGGGCGGCACCAGGACCCGGAGGGCGGCACCAGGACCCGGAGGGCGGCACCAGGACCCCGCGGGGUUCCCCGGCGGCGCGCGGCUCCCGGGAGUCCGUGCGCGCGCGGCCCCGCGGAGCAUCGCGGAGCAUCGCGGAGCGGUCCGGGCACCCGAGCAGCGAUGUGACCCCCGGGGUGCAGCCAUGGCCGUGCUGGCCGGAGGGGCCUGGCAGCCCCCCGCACCCCGCGGCGUGGAGGAGAAGACGAUGGACCCCCCCACUGCCCGCUGCAGAUGAGAGCCCCCCGCCCAGCUCCGGCAGCGGGAGCGAGGUCUUCCCCUACAGCCCCCUGCGGGGCAGCGCCCGCCGGCCCCCCGACCUCAAGAAGUGGGGGGUGAAAAGUGGGUACCUGCCCGUCUGCGGCAACAAGACCCUGACUGCCCGCUGCCACCAGUGUGUCAUUGUUACCAGCUCCAGCCACCUCCUGGGCACUCGCCUGGGCACGGCCAUCAACGGGGCCGAGUGCACCAUCCGCAUGAACGACGCUCCCACCACGGGCUAUGAGGCUGACGUGGGCAACAAGACCAGCUUCCGCGUGGUCGCCCACUCCAGCCUCUACCGCGUCCUCAAGCGGCCCCAGGAGUUCGUCAACAAGACCCCAGAGACCAUCUUCAUCUUCUGGGGGCCACCUGCCAAGAUGCAGAAGAGCCUCCUGAAGAUCAUCCAACGUGUCAGUGCCUCCUUCCCCAACAUGACAGCCUACGUGGUCUCCCCUGGCCGCAUGAAGCAGUUUGAUGACCUGUUUCGGGGGGAGACAGGGAAGGACAGGGAGAAGUCGCGCUCGUGGCUCAGCACCGGCUGGUUCACCAUGGUGAUCGCGGUGGAGCUCUGCGACGCCGUCCACGUCUACGGGAUGGUGCCACCCAACUACUGCGGCCGCCGGCCCCCGCCGCGCCGCCUGCCCUACCAUUACUACGAGCCGAAGGGCCCCGACGAGUGCACCACCUACAUCCACAACGAGCGGAGCCGCAGGGGCAACCACCAUCGCUUCAUCACCGAGAAGCGGGUCUUCGCCAGCUGGGCAGGCCUCUACAACAUCACCUUCUCCCACCCCGCCUGGCCCUAGGGGAUGUUUCCCCCCGAGUUGGGCAGACCCCCCCCCAGAGCUGGGAUGAAUAGGGGUCCCCUGCAUCCCUCCAGGAAGGGGGGAGCAGUGGGUGCCUCCCAUGGGACCACGUGCAUGGUGGCUCCUCGCACCCAGGAUGUGUUGGGUUUUUUUGGGGGGGCAGGUAGUGAGGGCAAUGUUUGGGGUUCCCCCUGCAUGAGGUGUGGGGGUGUGAUCCUGCCCCAUCCUGGUCCAGGGGUGUCGCAGCCCCUGUGAAUGCACAGGGGGUGACAGGUCCCCUCGGCUCAGUUUGGGGUCAUCACUUUUGAGGCCACUGUGGAGACUGUUCCCCCCACACCCUCUGGGUGGGUGCCCCACCCCUUGGGGCUCAACCCCCUCAGUCAUCCCCACCACCCUGAUCCCAGCCCGUAGGCAUCCUUCCCUCAGCAAAACCCCCCAGUUUUCAGUGAGACCCCGUGGGGGUGACACUGCCACCCCCACUGUCCAAGACCACCCGUCUCCUCACACUGCUGCAUCCCACACCCACACUGCCAGAACCUUUUCUAACUGAGUGAUGGGAUUUGGGGGGAAGGGGGGUCUUUGGGGGGCUUUUUUUCUUUCCCUUCCCAGUUUCUGGUCCCAGGGUUUGUAUUCAAGUUUCUCUCCAAGAGGCUUGUUAGUGGUAAUGAAGGGGCCAGCAGCAGCCUUUAUAAAGGAUUUAGGAGUGGGCACAUGGUUGGGGGGGGGAGCAUUGCCCCUUGGUGCCCUGCACCUGGGGAGAGUGGGACAUUUUGUUAUUCAUUUCUCAGCAGCAGAAAGGUGGGGUUGGGGAAAAUAGCUAAAUACAGUGUGUUUGAGUGGCAGGGCUCCUGGCAGGGCUCCGUGCCUCAGUUUCCCUCUGGCUGGUCCCUGUUGUUGCUGGGGCUUUGGGGGUGUCAGUGCUGAUGGAAGCUGUGGGGUGCCUGUGUUUUGUAAUGGUUUGUACAGGAAUAAAUAUCGCUGCAGUCUUGUUGCCUUGG
Molecule: messenger RNA, 2970 nt
Organism: Apus apus (common swift)
Lineage: Eukaryota; Metazoa; Chordata; Aves; Apodiformes; Apodidae
Gene: ST6GALNAC6
Product: ST6 N-acetylgalactosaminide alpha-2,6-sialyltransferase 6
Exons: 6
Coding region: 335-1972 (545 amino acids)
Biological process (GO): oligosaccharide metabolic process; ganglioside biosynthetic process
Molecular function (GO): alpha-N-acetylgalactosaminide alpha-2,6-sialyltransferase activity
Source: RefSeq, a predicted model, not a curated record